Messenger RNA from Thunnus maccoyii (southern bluefin tuna), 2744 nucleotides. RefSeq names its product homer protein homolog 3. The record is from RefSeq and is a predicted model, not a curated record. Lineage: Eukaryota; Metazoa; Chordata; Actinopteri; Scombriformes; Scombridae. The coding region runs from base 112 to 1203 and encodes 363 amino acids. The transcript has 11 exons. Gene Ontology annotation, cellular component: dendrite; plasma membrane; cytoplasm. Gene Ontology annotation, biological process: regulation of store-operated calcium entry; G protein-coupled glutamate receptor signaling pathway. Gene Ontology annotation, molecular function: G protein-coupled glutamate receptor binding.
AAGCUCAGAGAAAGAGGAGACAGCGGCACUUUCAGCGCGGAAUUCAUCUCAGAAACAACACAAGAAGGUUUCACACCGACAUGGGAAAAGAAGCCUCAGUCUCCUUGUAAGAUGUAUCCUCACCACAGAGAAAGGGAGCAGCCGAUCUUCAGCGCCCGGGCCCAUGUUUUCCAGAUCGACCCCACCACCAAGAGGAACUGGAUCCCCGCCAGCAAGCAUGCAGUCUCCGUGUCUUUCUUUUAUGAUGCGAACCGCAAUGUCUACCGCAUCAUCAGCGUGGGUGGGACCAAGGCGAUUAUCAACUGCACCGUCACACCCAGCAUGACAUUUACCAAGACGUCCCAGAAGUUUGGUCAGUGGGCCGACAGCAGGGCCAACACUGUCUACGGUCUGGGCUUUGCUACAGAGCAACAGCUGCACCAGUUUUCAGAGAAGUUUAAGGAGGUGAAAGAUGCAGCUCGUCUGGCACGAGAGAAGUCGCAGGAUAAAGAACUGGCCAACACAGCCCUAACCAUCGCUGCUCCUCAGUUCUCACAGGACCUCUCGGACGAACUCCAGUCUCCACCGGUGAUGUGUGUGAACGGACCAGAGGAUAAGCUUUUCCGCAGCCAAAGCGCAGACAUCACCCUGUCUUCUGAGAAGGAGCGCAUUAAAAAGAUGCUCUCUGAAGGGUCUAUUUGUGAGAUGAACCUGGAAGCUGAGCUCUUCACCCUGCAGGACAGCAACUCCAAGUUGGUGGCAGCUUUGCAUGAGGCUAAUGCUAACGUGGAGCAGUGGAAGAAACAGCUGGCGGCAUAUCAGGAGGAGACAGAGAGGCUCAGAGAUCAGGUGGCAGACUUGGAGGCCCACGGAGGCCAUGGCCCUAGUGACCUGCUGAAGGAUGAGCUGACCCAGUCUCUGGAGGAGCUGGAGGCCCUGUUGAAGGCCAAAGAUGAGGAAAUUCACAUUUUGCAAAGCAAGAAAGCAGAGUACCAUGAGAUGGAACAUGAUCGGGACGAGGCUAUACACAGACUGCAGGAGAUGGAGAUGCGUAACUCGGAUUUAGAGCGGCGCAUCCAGAACACAGAGCAAAACUUGAGUAACUCUCUGGAGGACCGAGAUCGCACGGACAACGAGAUCCAAAGGGCUGUCGAAAUACUGGACAUCAAGAUCUUUGACCUUAAUGACCUCCGCCAGAGCCUGGUUAAACUCAUCGACAAGUAAAAAGGAAAAAUGGAGAAAUGCAACCCACGAGAGAGAUGGAACAGACUGACAGGGUUGAAGUUGCCAUGGCGGACGCAGCGGGGAGUAAACACAACAAGAUGGAGCUGGUCCCUGUCCUCUUCAAGCACAAGAACCAUCUCAGCUGCAGGAAGGUUACUCCAUGUCUGUGCCGCAGCAGUGGCUGUGCCGUACUCAACAACAUACUGUAGAUGUUGGCCUAAGCAGCGGCUAUUGCUUGUCCAAUCUAAUGUAACGCUUCGUGUUGCUUUCAAGGGUUAACAUUCAAUGCAAUAAGCCAACUUUAAGGUAAGUGCUUAAGAGUGCUAGAUGUUUAAUAUUGAGACUUGGUGCUUGUAGUUUUUCAUAAGUAUGACUUUUGUAUUAAAAAAAAACACAGUGGAAAUACAGUGUCAAUAUGAAUGAUAAGAGGCCUUGUUUUUUCAACUGACAGGUGAUAUUUACAACAAAAUGAAUCCAUGCAAAUAGGGAAAGGAACCAUAUACUGAGUGAAAAGUGAAUUAAAAAGGGACAAAAUUACUUAGAAUAUUUGCCUAUUUAACAGCCUGCAUACAAGACAAUAGUUAAUUACUAUUAAUUCACAUUGUAAUGUGUGUUUGUAGCCGCUCAUUCAUAAUGUAGCAGCUAUAAUAUCAAACAAAUACUGAACAUAGUAAGUUGAGUACACUUGUACAAAGUGAAAGACACAGUGGUUGAGGCCGGCGCUUUUCCACAGGAAUAAGUAAGAACAUUAUGCAAGGUCAGUAAAAUAGUCAAAAAAGGCAUGGACACACGACUUGAACUUAAGAUAGUAGAUCUGAAUAUUGACACCAAAGAUCAAAUGUGAGAGUCAUUGAUAAGGUCUUUCAACAGCUAUUAUCACUUCCUUAUUUAAUCUCAUAAGGAAUCUUUAGCACUAAGAUAACUCACAAUAACUUAAAUAAUAAGUACGUUAACAGACGAGACAUAUUAAAUAAUUACAUUUAGAAUAAAUAAGUGUUUUCCAAAUGAUAUAACUCAAUAAUGCUAUAAUGUUAUUAUGUAUUAAGAAGUUUAAGUCAUCACUUAGUCUUACAGAUAAGUUUAACUGAUAUUCGGACUGGUUCGGUCUGAAUAAUUGUCCUGUGUAUCAUCUCUUAACAAACCACUGACUUAGUAACUUACUUAUGAUAGCUUCACAUCUUAAUAAACGUCUUGCUCUGAUCGACGUGAUGCGCACCAAGGAAAUUUAAGAUACUUUAUGCCUUCUGUCAUUUUUCUGCACGUUACCUUUAGCUGUGGACAGUAUGCCAUAGGCCUUGAGAGUGUGAGUGUACUGUAUGAGUAAUGAAUUUAUUUUAAAAAACAACAGAAUGUCUACUUCACUGAGUCUUUUUAUCACACAUACUGAAUUUAACAUAGUCUAUGUGCUGGUUGUAUUGUUUUUUUCAAGCCUUACUGUUCUACUUUAACGAUUGGUUGUGAAUAGUCAUGUCGGCUCUAUUUCUCAAUCAUGUUGAGCUGUUGUCAUGACAGUUUGGAAAUAAACGCAAAGAAUACAGUCA